Xenia sp. Carnegie-2017 is the source of this 1221-nucleotide messenger RNA. RefSeq names its product collagen alpha-4(VI) chain-like. NCBI's taxonomy places the organism in Eukaryota, Metazoa, Cnidaria, Anthozoa, Malacalcyonacea, Xeniidae. The transcript is spliced from 4 exons. The record is from RefSeq and is a predicted model, not a curated record. The coding region runs from base 1 to 1221 and encodes 406 amino acids.
AUGAGCAUUUUCAAUGUCAUUGCGGCUCUGACAUUUGCGAUCUCAUUAGCUGCAUCACAGUCUGAUAAGAUUACAGGAAAAAUUGAUCUUGUAUUUGGUGUACCAUCAACAACACGACUUGGCUCAAAUGGAUUUAAUAGGUUCAAAGAAUUUGUAAAGGAAGUGAGCAGUUCGUACUCCUUAUCAGCAAACGACACAAAUGUUGGUGUUAUUCAAUAUGGUGGUAAUGCUAGAGUUGUCCUUCCACUCUCAGAAGGAAAUUCUAGAGUUGUGUUGGAGCAAAGACUUGAUCGUAUGACUUUUAGAAGGGGUUCGCAAAAUGUUCCCAAUGCCCUACAACUUGCUUCGUCUGAAAUGUUUGGUCCAGGUGGAAGUGGGCGAGUCUCGUCAAGCAAGUACUUUGUGUUUGGUGCUGAGGGCUCAACAUCUGAAUCGAAGGAAGAUUUGGAACUUGCUGCUAGAGGUCUUAAUUAUGAAGGUGUUUCCAUAAUGCCCAUACCAAUUGGUGCUGGAUCUUCUCGUUCUAAUUUGGAAGCCAUUGCAAGCACUCCAAAAAGAAAUUUCUUCCUACCAGCUAGGAAUGUUAAUUCUCUAGGAGCCAGUUUCCAAAGAAGUGUUGUUUCUUCAGUGAGACCUGGUGUGAGACGGUCAUCUUCGUUACUUGAAGGCAAAACUGAUAUUUUACUCGGCAUUCCUGAUGGAGAUCAGACAAGAACGUCUUUCUCUCAAAUUAAAUCAUUUGCAGAAAGAUUUAGUAAUGGGUUGAGCUUUGGAGCUAAUGGUGCUCGAAUGGGGAUGUUCACCUACAGCGAUAAUGCGAAGCCGGUUGUUCAGCUUUCAAGUGGCGUAUCAAAAUCUGUUGUAAACAGUGGGAUACAAAGAAUGACACAUGGUGGUGGAGGUAAUCGUAAAGACGUUGCUUUACAAUAUGCAGCAAGGCAGUUAAAUAGAAAUGCUCGUAGUGGAGCAAAUAAAGCUAUUGUUCUUUUGUCCGACGGUGCAUCAUCUCCUGGAUCUGCUGACAUGAGUAGAAUAACAAGAUCGAAUCCUAACAUUGAUGUCGUAUCUGUUACUGUUGGAACCCCAGCUCGAACUGAAGCUGCAAGACUUGGUCGUGAGGUUGUAUCUUAUGGUAACUAUCCUGAACUUUUGUCAUCUGGUCCGCUUGAUGUAACGACACUUUGGCAGAGUCAGAAAGGCGAAAAGGGAAGUCGGGUAUGA